Molecule: messenger RNA, 2678 nt
Organism: Myodes glareolus (Bank vole)
Lineage: Eukaryota; Metazoa; Chordata; Mammalia; Rodentia; Cricetidae
Gene: Znf879
Product: zinc finger protein 879
Biological process (GO): regulation of DNA-templated transcription
Source: RefSeq, a predicted model, not a curated record
UAUGGUUCCUUCGUUGGGUGUUGGAAUUCUUUGGUUUGUAAGCAAAGCGGUCGCAGCUAGGAGCCCACGGGGUGGGGCUGUGCUGUGGGAACUUCUUCAGCCAAUAACCUUUAAGAUACUGGCCCACUUUGGGCGUGGUCACAUGUACUAUAUACACAAUAUGUAAAAGCGUGUGCGGGCCCUUGGCUGCUGGAGUUGGUUCCAGUGUUUCCCCACGCUGAGGACUGCUGAUCUGUGUCUUCUCAGGAGGAGCCACAGAGGGAGAAUGGUCAAGAGGUUGCUGCCAGCCCCGGUUCAGGAGCCUGUGACGUUCAGGGAUGUGGCCGUGUUCUUCAGCCAGGAUGAGUGGUUGCGUCUGGACUCUGCACAGAGAAGCCUGUACCGGGAGGUGAUGCUGGAGAACUAUGGCAACCUGGCCUCCCUGGGGAUGCUGUUUUCCAAGCCAAAGAUCAUCUCCCAGUUAGAGCAAGCAGAAGACUUCCAGGUGGUGGAAAGUGGAAUGCUUCAAGGUGUCUACCUAGGAUGGAAGAGCUUGUUUGAAUCCAUAGUUUCCAAAGAAGAAAAGAGAGAAAUCUUGAAAAUUCACAGAGUUGAUGAUUAUUUUGACCUCGUAUUGGGGAAAACAUAUGUAAAUAAGGAGCAGUUGGAGGAGCACCAAGACAACAAGGCCAAACUUUUCAGCAAAAUGCUACUUUCCAUUAGAAAAGACUGUGUACAAGAGAGGGCCUUUACAGGUGUGGAACGCCUGAGAAAUCCUGAGAUCAAGUCUCCAUUUACUAGCAAACCUGGAGUUGUCUCCAGAGGAAGGAAGACCCACUCACAGCAGCACUCAGUUCUGUUCAAACAGCCGGGAGUCAGCACAACACGCAGGUGCUAUAAGUGUAACGUCUGUGGCAAAGACUUUCUCCACAGUUCUUCCCGGAGCAAACACCAGCGGAUCCAUACUGGAGAGAAGCUCUACAAAUAUAAGGAAUGCCAGAAGGCUUUCAGCCAAAGCUCGUCCCUGACACUGCACCUGAGGGUCCAUACUGGAGAAAGACCGUACGUGUGUAGUGAGUGUGGAAAGGCUUUCAGAUUCACCACCUCGCUCAUUGGGCAUCAGAGGAUGCAUACUGGAGAGAGACCCUAUGAAUGUAAGGAAUGUGGCAAAGCCUUCAAAGUCAGCUCAUCCCUUAAUAAUCACCAACGAAUCCAUACUGGAGAAAAGCCUUAUCAGUGUAACGAGUGCGGGAGAGCCUUUAGUCAGUGCUCGUCUCUUAUUCAGCAUCAUAGAAUUCACACGGGGGAGAAACCAUAUGAAUGUAACCAGUGUGGGAAAGCCUUUACAUCAGUAUCACGGCUCAGCAGACACCGCCGUAUUCAUACUGGAGAGAAGCCCUUUCGCUGUAAUAUGUGUGGCAAAGUGUUCAGUUACCACUCAGCCCUGAUUAUACAUCAGAGAAUUCACACUGGAGAGAAGCCAUAUGCAUGCAAGGAAUGUGGGAAGACCUUCAGCCAAAGCUCAGCACUUAUCCAACAUCAAAGAAUCCACACUGGAGAAAAGCCAUACAAGUGCGAUAAAUGUGGGAGGGCCUUUUCCUGGGUCUCACGACUCAACGUCCAUUACAGAAUCCACACGGGUGAGAAGCCUUUUCAGUGUAAGGAAUGUGGGAAAGCUUUCAGCUGCCACUCUGCGGUCAAUACUCACCGCAAAGUCCAUACUGGUGAGAAACCCUACAAGUGCACCGACUGUGGGAAGGCCUUCAACCAAAGCUCGGCCCUUAUUCAGCACCAGAGAAUUCAUACCGGAGAGAAACCAUUUAGCUGUAAAGUGUGCGGGAAAGCCUUCAGACAGAGUUCCUCACUUAUGACACAUAUGAGAACACAUACCGGAGAAAAGCCUUAUAAAUGCAGAACAUGUGGGAAAGCCUUCAGCCAGAGCUCAUCUCUUGCCAACCAUCAGAAGACUCAUUCCUGAGAAGAACCAUUUAAGUAAGAUGCACCUGGUAAAUCUGCCAAAGGACACCUGUUCCAUGCUGACUGCAGCAGGAGUCGUCCUGGAGAGAGAGGGAUAAUAGUUGGGGGUGAGCAUCAAGUUAGACUUCAGCAAACACCAGGUGUUUGUGAUGCAGGAUAAACUUGUGCAUGAAAAACUUGAAUGUUUUCCACAUGUUCUUAAGUUUUACUGACUAGAGUUGGCUCUAAGAUUGAAGGAUUAAUAUUUUCUUUCUAAUGAUUCAGAUUCAACAGCCACCAGCUUUUGUAACAUCACGGGGGACCUGCCGAUGUAGGUCAAAGUGGAGCCAUGAAUCACCAGACUUCAGAUGAGCCUAGGAUCUGUGUUGGACAAAGCCUUUCAGUGUUAAUGCAAAAUAGCUGGAUUAGGAAGAAUGAGAAAAGAAAUCUGCAUAGGUAACUUGUAGCUACCUCAUGGUCACUAAAGUUUGGUUUUGAAUAUUCUGAAAUAAGUUCUUGUUUAUCGCUCAAGCUUAUGGUUCAUUUUCCCUUCUCUGAGUCACUGACCUGAGAAGGAAAUCACUGCGAGCUACGCAGGUAUAUACUGCCCUUUGCACUGUCUUCCCACAAUUUACCUCCUCUGGUUCAGACCUAAGGGCACUUUAACUACAGAAUGCAUGGUGUCUCCACUUGUUUUUCUCAGAAAGUAACUACCUUUGCUGUAUUAAAUUGAGAAGUAAAGG